AUGCUGACUUUCCAAGGCCCCGGCACCGAGAAGCUCUCCUGCACCGGCAUGGGCACCAUCUGCAACAUGGGUGCCGAGAUCGGUGCAACGACUUCUCUCUUCCCCUUCAACGACCGCAUGUACGAUUACUUGGCUGCAACCAAACGCAGGCAUAUUGGUGACUUCGCUCGGGCGUACUCUGCUGAGCUUCACGAGGAUGAGGGCGCCGAAUACGAUCAAUUCAUCGAACUCAACCUCUCUGAACUCGAGCCUCAUAUCAACGGUCCAUUUACCCCAGAUUUGGCCACUCCCAUCUCCAAGUUCUCCCAGGCAGUCAAGGAUAACAAGUGGCCCGAGGAGUUGAAGGUUGGACUGAUCGGUUCUUGCACAAACUCUUCAUAUGAGGAUAUGAGCCGAGCAGCAUCAAUCGCUCAGGAUGCUAUGGAUCAUGGCAUCAAGGCGAAGGCUUUGUUCACUGUCACACCUGGUUCCGAGCAAAUUCGCGCAACAAUCGAGCGAGACGGCCAGCUCAAGACUCUUGAGGACUUUGGCGGCGUCAUCCUCGCAAAUGCCUGCGGCCCCUGCAUUGGUCAAUGGGACCGACGGGAUGUCAAGAAGGGCGAGCCUAACUCGAUUAUCUCCUCCUACAACCGAAACUUCACCGGCCGCAAUGAUGCCAACCCUGCCACUCACUCGUUCGUCACGUCUCCAGAUAUGGUUGUAGCGAUGACCAUCGCAGGAAACCUCAAUUUCAACCCCUUGACCGACACACUGAAGGACAAGGAUGGAAAGGAGUUCAAGCUCAAGCCACCCAGUGGUGAGGGUCUACCCCGAAACGGAUACGACCCGGGCCGUGACACAUAUCAAGCCCCUCCAGAGGAGCGUAGCCAGGUGGAAGUGAAAGUUUCUCCAACGUCCGACCGUCUGCAAAUCUUGCAACCUUUCGAGGCAUGGAACGGCAAAGAUUUCGUCGACCUUCCCAUCCUAAUCAAGACCAAAGGCAAGACCACCACUGACCACAUCUCGAUGGCUGGUCCUUGGUUGAAGUACCGUGGUCAUCUCGAUAACAUUUCCAACAACAUGCUGAUUGGUGCCAUCAACGCUGCCAACGGUGAAGCCAACAAGGUCAAGAACUUCAAGACUGGCGAAUGGGAUGCCGUCCCUGCCACUGCUCGCUGGUAUAAGAAGGAAAAGAUCCCGUGGGUUGUCAUUGGAGACUGGAACUACGGUGAGGGUUCUUCUCGAGAGCAUGCUGCACUUGAACCCAGACAUCUUGGCGGUAUUGCCAUCAUCACCCGAAGCUUCGCCCGUAUUCACGAGACCAACUUGAAGAAGCAAGGCAUGCUACCCUUGACCUUUGCCAACCCCGAGGACUACGACAAGAUCAACCCUGACGACAAGGUUGACUUGUUGAUCACCGACCUGGCACCCGGCAAGCCCGUGACGAUGAGAGUCCACCCCAAGGAUGGCAAGGCAUGGGAUUGCGAAUUGCAACACACAUUCAACGAAGGCCAGAUUGAAUGGUUCAAGAACGGCAGUGCCCUGAACACUAUGGCCAAGAAGCACGGUUCCCGCUAA
Molecule: messenger RNA, 1557 nt
Organism: Fonsecaea nubica
Lineage: Eukaryota; Fungi; Ascomycota; Eurotiomycetes; Chaetothyriales; Herpotrichiellaceae
Product: aconitate hydratase, mitochondrial
Exons: 4
Coding region: 1-1557 (518 amino acids)
Biological process (GO): tricarboxylic acid cycle
Cellular component (GO): mitochondrion; cytosol
Molecular function (GO): aconitate hydratase activity; 4 iron, 4 sulfur cluster binding
Source: RefSeq, a predicted model, not a curated record